CGCGCCCCCCACGCUGCUAUUCGCGGGUGAGACGACACCGGCAUGAGUCUGUCACUCCACCAUUUGCCCGAAGAGAUCCUUUACCAUAUCCUCUCCUACUGCCCUCCGACCACCUGCGCGGCUCUGAACGGCACCGCCUCGCACUUCCACGGCGUCUCCAACGAGCCGCGACUAUGGCGCCUCUACUGCCAGCGGUCGUUUCAUCAUUGGGAUCCCCGGCAUGAUCUCCCGUCCAAGCUCGCCGGUCCGGUCGCCGCAGUGGAGUGGAAGGAUUUGUAUGUCGCGCGACACCGGGUGGACCGGACCACCCGGCACCUACUGGACGGGAUCCUGGCGGAGCAGACGGGUCGGAUGGAGAAAUUCCGGGCGCUGGUCGAGUUGGGAUGCGAUGUGAAAGAUACCCUUCUACGGAAUUGUGCCCUAGACGCCCGACAUGAUGACGUUCUGGCGCGAACAUACUAUGCGCGUGCGCUGCUGAAUGCCCUCCAUCGGAACAUGGCGGUUCCCCAAUGGACGCGACUUCGCAGAGGAGAGCCCGUGUCCCUGGAGCAGGCCCUGGGAACGUUUGAUCUGUUUCUUCCGGAGAGCACAUUUGGAGGCCUAGAAGAAAUCAGCGCCCGACUGGAUGAGAUGGCCGGCCAGAUCUCCCGUGCCGACCCGGAACUCGACAGCCGAACCUUGCGAGACAAGGCGAAAGCUGUUCUCGCCUACCUGCGGGGGAACGGUUUGACGGGCAUGGAUGGCCGCCGGGAAUAUCACAGCAUUGAUCAUAACUUCCUAGGACUGGCAUUACAGGAUCCCGGCCAUAACUCCCUACCCCUCAUUUCCGCCGUCCUAUAUUGCGCCGUGGCGCGACGCCUCGGCCUGGAUGCCCGCCCGUGUGGGAUCCCGUUCCAUGUUUACGUGACCGUAGUGCCCGCCGCGGGCUACGACAUAGACGACAAUGUGCUAGAACCCGGGACGGUCGCAGCCGCCCUGUACCUGGAUCCCUUCCGAUCUCCACGGGAAACGCCCGUGGCCGACCUACACAGCCAAUUGACUCUUCUGGGGGCCUCCCCGGCGCAACAACGCAUUUUCCUGAACGGGUCUCGAACUGCAGAGAUCGUCCUGCGGUGCAGCCAGAGCAUCUCGGACUCGGUGAACCUCCAAGUGCAGCUCCCGGGCGUGCAUCUAUCCGCUCCUGUGGACCUGAACAGUGCGCGCUACGCGGCGCUGUGGGCGUCGAUUCUCUUGCUCCCUGCUUCCCGGUCCCGAGAGCGCCGGGACCAAUUGCCGUGGUUCCUCGAGCUGUUUGCCACGGAAUUUCCGUGUGACCUGUACCUUGUCGAGCGACAUCUCGCCCCGCUGUUCGCAGGGACCAUCGAGCACGAGCAGAUCCUGCGGUGUCUGCAUGUGAUCCGGGCCGUCGAUGAGAUCCCCAGGCCGGUGAAACGACGGACGGCGGAACACAGCCAUAUCGAAUACCGAGUCGGUGAGGUGUUUCGCCACCGGCGGUACGGGUAUACGGGGAUCAUCACGGGGUGGGACACGGAGUGCGAUGCGGGAGAGCGGUGGAUGCGACGCAUGGGGGUAGAUCGCCUGGCGGGAGGACGGCACCAGAGUUUCUAUCACGUUUUGGUGGAAGACAAAAGUGUGCGGUACGUGGCGGGGGAGAAUAUUACGCGCAUCCAGCCGCAUGAGUCCGACCUCCCACGGACCCUGGUCGCGAUCGCGGGCAAACAUUUCAAACGAUGGGAUGACGAUCGCUGCGUCUUCAUCAGUAACAUCACCGACGAGUAUCCGGACGAUUAGACGGCUCCGCUGGUUUCGGCUUCAUCGAUCCAUCCGCUCUAGGAGGCGCCGCACCCGGACGGCCCAACCUCCCCGCAUCAGCUCCUCCCCUGCGGCUCGAUAUGGCGUCCUGCAUCGUCGUUCGCCUUCUCCCACGCCGACGGGCUGACCGCGACCGCCGACACGAGAGUGGGAUGCUGAACACCCUCGCCACAGGGCGUUACAUACCGCGCAAUCGAGCAGAGACUGGCAGGGCAAUCGCGCCUGAGUCGUGGGGAUGAUCACGACAUAGUAUGUCUCGUAGUCGGCCGACCGUUCCUCUGCUCUAUCGGCCACGGACUUACGGCAGUCCAAACCUUUUCACUGCCGCUAGAAAAGAAAUUAGUAUUAGACCACCUCUGUCAUUGGGCCGGCAAUCGAUCACUUUUCC
Molecule: messenger RNA, 2200 nt
Organism: Aspergillus candidus
Lineage: Eukaryota; Fungi; Ascomycota; Eurotiomycetes; Eurotiales; Aspergillaceae
Product: YccV-like-domain-containing protein
Exons: 4
Coding region: 43-1791 (582 amino acids)
Molecular function (GO): DNA binding; protein binding
Source: RefSeq, a predicted model, not a curated record